GUAGAUAAUUAUGAAGUAAUAUUUCUACAUAAAAUGUCUUUAGGUGUGCGAUGAAAUUGACCGUACUCGAAUGUUUUUUUCGUUAUGGGUCAAACAGCCUCUAAUGUUGCUAAGAAAGUUGUCACGCCUAUUACAUCUCUGUACUCACAGAACAACAAUGGAUCGACUGAAAUAUGCAAAAGAACUGUGAAAAAUCCUGUAAUACCUUAUGUGUUUAAGCGUCGAGGAUCAAUGUAUUUUGAUGAAGAUGGAGAUCUUGCGCAUGAAUUUUACGAAGAAGUAUUUCUCGACCGAAUGGGGAAGAAGCGCAUGAUGCGUAAACAAGAGCGGAACUUGAUAGCGCAGGGUGAAAUUGAGCUUCCAUUUCCACGACUACAUGUUGACUUCCCUAUAGUAAUUUGUGAAGCCCCAGACUUGUGAUGGUCUGGGAUAUGAUCUUUCACCCCAUUCCAAACAGUGAUUGGAGAUCUUGCUCAAGCAUGUCUGAAAUUGCAGGACAAAUCACAGUGCUUUUGGUGAGAGACAGGCAGAGAAGCACAAACACAUAGUGAUAUGAUAUUCUAAAGCAAAUCAGGCCAACACAAAUUACCUCACAGCACUCUUUGUUAAAGUAAAAAUAAAAACUUUUAUAAAGCAAGAUUUCAUGGUCUUGGAGUGCACCCAUUUCAAUAUGAUAUUUACUAAUCUUUGAAUUACAUGUCUGUACAGCUCCAUUCUGGGAGUCAGUAAAGAAUAUACUAUCAGUUAUGUUGAGUGGGUUGUUAUCAGUAAAUGAGAGUAUUCCUUGUAGUCAGGGUGCCCCAACAACCAGUUAUUUCAAAUUGAUGCAAAUAUUUACUUUCAGUGAUUACAUUAAAGGUAAAAAAUGAAAUUACAACUUCAAUCUGAAUCGACAAUGAUCAACCCAAUUGUAAUUAUGUAGGGCUGAAUGGCACAUAAGCCCAUGUUUACAUGAAAAAUGACAAUAUCCAAAAAGCUUUAACAUUUGAGUUGAUGGUCCAGUCUAAAUAUAUCUGGGGUUCACUUGCUUUCAAAAAGAGAUUGCUUAUUUAGCUCCAUAAGAUACUGUGUUUAUAGAGUAAAUCUUUUAACAUCAGGUUAUUUUGGAGAUGAUUUGAAAAUAUUUAACAACAAAAAAGUAAUCGAAUUUAAUAUCAGACAGUGUUUAUAUGAUGUUAUAUACACUCUUAAUUCAUCAAAGUCUUUUAACAGGCAAAGUUUAAAGAAGACAAUGAUUAAAUGCAUUAAAUGUUUUAUAAAUUGUGAAAAGUGUUUUAAAAUUUGUGAUGAAUAUACGAAAAAUGGUCAUGUUUUUGUGUAGGAACAUUUUACAUCAAGAUCAAAGACAUUGUUUGCAAAGAUUAGAGUUGUCCAAGUUAGAACCAGCUUCCUGUCUUUCUCAAUCCAUGAUUGUAGGUGUCUUGCACAAGUACCAUCACUCACAGGAUGUUAUCCAAAUAUAUCUACUUGAAAGAUGCUCCCUUUGAGAUGCUGGUUUAAAAUGUCAGCUGUUGGAGUUAGUCUUUUCUUAUCCAUUGUCUUGUGACUGAACAUUUUCAUUCUCAAGAAAUCAACAGUGGUAUCAUCAACAUAAUUUUCAUUGGAAUACAGCCUGCAGACAAGCUGCAUCACAACUUCUUUCUACUGUAAUUUUUGAUGAUAUGGUGUGCUAGCUGCAACUGUGAUAUCAGUUAUGUGACAAGUUCUGUCAUUCAUCUCUCAGCAGUAUAGUUUCCUAUUAAGCUUAAAAGUUGAUGUGCUGUCUGAUCAAGAGAAAGUGUAAAAGAGAGUCAUUGCUUUGAGUGUUGUUUCUUUUAAGCUUGAAUUUGUAUGCUGUAUGACUAAGUGAUGUUUUCUGUUGAAAUUUCCAUAGAAAACCAUUCGUAGAUUUUUCUUGAUUGACACUUUGAAAAAGAUAUAAUUUUUCUCAAGUAUUUCUUUUCUAGAAGUAAUUAUAUUUUUCUUGCUCCCUCAAUUCUAGAUUGAGCUAAAGAUGAUGUUGAGUUGCACUUCUUUCUUCAUGAUGACAAGCUCUUCAUUGCCUCUUCUUUCUGUGAAUUAUUCUUCACAACAGCUAAUCUCAGGACUAGUUAGAAUUCAGUACUUUAAGAUGGUAGGGUUUUCACUAAUAGGAAUCAUUCUCCCAGUUCCUUUCACUUCCAUUUAAUGCAUUUCAUAUUUGUCUUCUUUAUAUUCUGGUUGUUUGGAGUUUGUUGAUGAUUUGAAGGGAUUGUCUUUAUUAUUCAUAUGUAUUAUGUAAACUUACUUGAUAUUACAUUUUCUUAUUGCUUUUAGUUUAUCUUUUGGAGCUUUUUGUGAGGUUUUUUCUUGUUCCUUGCCAUUUUUGAAUUAUCUCUAAAUAAACCUGAUGUUAAAUAAUUCAUAUUGAUAUUGUAGACACAGUACCUUAUAGGGAUAAACUAAUUAUAAAUAUGAGUGUAGAUCUUCAUUUCAAACCAAAUGACACCAAAUAUAUUCAGAUCAUACUCUCAACACAAAUAUUAGAGCUAUUUGAAUAUUGCCACUUCCAUCAAAAACACAGUCAUGCUUCUCAAAUCUCUUACAUGCUUCCUAUUGGGCUGUCUAUUGUCCCCUUGAGCUGAAGUUGUAAUUUAAAUUCUUACCUUUCAAUGUGAUACCAACAAGUACACUUUUGCCUCAAUUUGGGAAGGAAAUAAAUUUUGCCAAAAUUGGCAUCCCAGUAUAUUAGAGACUAAACUUCAGAUAUUGUCAAAUUUGACAGCAUGUUCAAAAUUAUAUAUAUUUAUUAUAACAAAUACAGUGAACCUUUUUUCUUUAGGUUUAAUCUUAAGAAAAUUGGGAUGAAAAAUUUUGUAAAAAUUGUUUUAGAAUCUAGCUAUAUAUUCUAUUUUCACUUUAGUAUUUAUUCUUUUGAUUUUUUUUUAUAUAACCUUAACAAUUAAACUUUUUAAUGUUUAUGUGUUCUAAUAUAAUACUAAAAACCUUUGUGUUUUUCUUUAACAUUUUUGAUUUUUAACAGUGAAAAGAUAGCUCUAAAUUAAAAUUUCGUAAGUUAUAUAUAUAUAUAUAUAUAUACAUAUGUAUAUAUAUAUAACUUCACUCAUUGAAAUUAUUUUAAUUUUCACUAUUUACUACAUUAAAUUUCACUAUUUCUAACAUUGUUUUCAUGUUGAAAGAAUAGAUAUUUCUAAUUUAAUAAAAAAAAAAAAAAAAAGAUUUAGCUUUUUCUUACUUCCUAUUUAGAAAGAUUGCACCAAAUUUCUAUAAAUAGUUCUGCAGAAUCUUGGCCACCAAGCAAAACUUAAACUUCAGCUAAAGAAGCCAAAGAGUUUCUAGUUUUAAUUAAUGAGUCAAUCAAUCAAGUGACAAAUUUCUGUUUAAAGUCAACUCAAAAUAAAUCUUGUGGUUCUCACUAACAUAUGUAGUACAAAAUACAUUAUAUUCAACUAAAAGCUGAUGGUGGUUCUCUACAUUUUUGUCUCUGGAAAGAGACUAAGCAAUAUCAAUUUUAUUUCAUAUUUCUAUUGAAUAUGUUUAUUAUUCACAUAUUGUAUUAUAGAAUGUUUGCUUUUUAAAAAAAAAUUAAAUAAAUAAUCAGAAAUGA
Molecule: messenger RNA, 3586 nt
Organism: Octopus sinensis (East Asian common octopus)
Lineage: Eukaryota; Metazoa; Mollusca; Cephalopoda; Octopoda; Octopodidae
Product: tumor suppressor candidate 2
Exons: 3
Coding region: 85-420 (111 amino acids)
Biological process (GO): regulation of mitochondrial membrane potential
Cellular component (GO): mitochondrion
Source: RefSeq, a predicted model, not a curated record